Lachancea thermotolerans CBS 6340 is the source of this 807-nucleotide messenger RNA. RefSeq names its product KLTH0E03278p. Lineage: Eukaryota; Fungi; Ascomycota; Saccharomycetes; Saccharomycetales; Saccharomycetaceae. Bases 1 to 807 code for a protein of 268 amino acids. Gene Ontology annotation, molecular function: actin filament binding. Gene Ontology annotation, cellular component: cytoskeleton. The transcript has a single exon. The record is from RefSeq and is a predicted model, not a curated record.
AUGCCUUCCGGAAAUCCUGUUUUAGACUCUGCGACGCGUAAGAGCUUAAAAGCUCCAGUUUUUAAUAACCUAUAUGAGAAACGCGCCUGGAUGCUCGAACAUAUGGCGGGAGUUCUUCGGAUAUUUGGACGCAAAGGGUACAAUGAAGGAUGUGCUGGCCACGUCACUAUAGUUGAUCCAGUCGACCCAACUUCUUAUUGGAUCAAUCCGGUCGGGGUGCAUUUUUCAAUGAUAACUGUCCGCGACCUUGUUCAUGUCAACGCAAAGGGGGAAGCUAUCGGAGGCAGUGAAGCACCCUUCAGCUUACCAGGGUUCAAAAUCCAUUCUCAGAUGCACAAAGCUAGACCUGAAAUUUCAUCAAUCUGCCAUGCGCAUACCUUUUAUGCAAGGACCUUUUCGGUGUUUGGGAAGAAAUUGGAGAUGAUGUCACAAGAUAGUUGUCUGGUUCACAACAACUAUGCCCUUAUGGCUGACUACUCUGGCGUUGGCCUUGAUGAGGUUGAGGGCGAUAAAGUUUCAAAAGCCCUAGGAGAUAAAAUGGCGAUACUCCUACAAAACCACGGCUUGAUGACCGUUGGCAAGACAGUCGAUGAGGCAGGAUAUCUGCUCAUAUUGCUAGAAAACAUGUGCAAAGCUCAACUUCUUGCAGACGCGGCCGCUGGCAAUAGUGCCGCCCUUAAACAUAUCAUUCCAGAUAACGUUGCAAAGAGCGCAUUUGACGUGAUUUCUGGACCUGACAGCUUGUAUGCUGCUUUGCAGCCAGAUUAUGAACUAGAAGUGUACUUAUCGAAGGGAGAUUUUCUUUGA